Molecule: messenger RNA, 1337 nt
Organism: Rhinichthys klamathensis goyatoka
Lineage: Eukaryota; Metazoa; Chordata; Actinopteri; Cypriniformes; Leuciscidae
Exons: 2
Coding region: 7-1314 (435 amino acids)
Source: RefSeq, a predicted model, not a curated record
UUGAGUAUGGAGGAUAUUCAAGCUGUGCUGCUUUUGUGUGCGAUCUAUUGGUUUACUAACGAGGUAAUUAACAAAACGGCAGAAAAGAGACGAGCACUAAUACUAAAGCGUAUUCAGAAAGCUUGUAAUGCUAGAUAUAAAAGUAGACAACGUUUGUUAUCAGCUAUAGUGGACAUUGACCGUGAGAUGGAUGGGACGAACGCGUGCCAUCGGGCAGAAAGAACAAGAUUGAUAUGGGAGUACUAUCGAAUGCGUCGUGUUUCGCGAUCGGUUUGGAUGCACACUAGAACAACAGAAUGGUGGGACAGCGUGGUUCCAACUUUCACCGAAGCACAGUGGAUAAAGAAUUUCCGGAUGUCUAAGGAUACUUUUCUGUACCUCUGUCGUCGAUUGCAACCCCAACUGGAGAGACAUGACACAAACUACCGACAUUGUGUACCCAUUCAAAAAAGAAUCGCCAUUGCACUGUGGAAACUUGCGACCAACUCUGAGUAUAGAAGCAUCUCUCAUUUAUUUGGAGUCGGAGUUGCUACUGUGUGUCACUGUGUUCACGAUUUCUGCUCAUCUGUUGAGAAGGUACUCAUGCAAGAAGUUAUCCAGUUACCAAACAGUGAAAAGUUGAAAGAAAUGGCGACGUAUUUUGAGUGCAGAUGGGGUUUGCCACAGUGUGUAGGUGCAAUUGAUGGAUCACACAUCCCCAUUCUUGGACCAGAGGAGUACCACACAGAGUACUUCAACCGAAAGGGCUGGCAUUCGAUCAUCCUACAGGCUGUUGUGGACGGAAGAGGCCUCUUUUGGAAUGUUUUUUUAGGAGCGCCAGGGAGCCUGCAUGAUGCCAGAGUGCUACGUUUGUCAGGAUUGUGGGACCUAGUGGAUCGGGGUUUGUUACUACCUGAUGUAACCAAGAACAUUUGUGGACAUGAUGUGGGGUACUAUGUCCUUGGUGAUGCAGCCUAUCCUUUGAAGAGCUGGCUGAUGAAACCUUUCACCGACAACGGACGACUGACACCCCAACAACUUGUGUACAACCAUAAAACAAGCAGAGCCAGGGUGGUGGUUGAGAAUGCUUUUGGCAGACUAAAGGGCAGAUGGAGGUGUUUGCUAAAACGAAAUGACUGCAAUACACACAAGGUCAAAUCCCUGGUGAUCGCAUGUUGUGUUCUGCAUAACCUCUGUGAAAUGAAUGGUGAUGAGUUCAGAGAAGAAUGGACUACGGGUACAUUCAACCAGCCUGACGGGGCACUGUCAUCCACUGUAGAGGCCGAGGGUCUUGAUGCACGUACAGGCCUAAUGAAGUUUUUGACUACAGUGUAGGAAACUGCACUAUCACUGGCUAC